GAUGCGUGUUGAAUGAAUGCUGAACAGAAACUAUGAGCAAAGUCAAUUUGAACAGUAUAACAUUCGCUUUUACGUGUUAAGUUUAAACUUGUGUUUAACUUGAUUGGGAAACUCCCACAUUAAAAGGAUGAGUAGCGAAACACAAAUCACUAAUAUCGUCAACGAUAUUUUGAAAGUAGAAGCCAUAGAAGAAGCAUUCAGUUGUGUGCUUGUACAUCAUCCAAAUAGUGAAAACGAAAAGAUAUCAUCAUGGCAAACAGAGCUAACAUCUGCUAUGUCAAAUAUAUCCAAGGAACAGCAAGAGAGUGCUGUACGACAAUAUUUAUCUAUGGCAGCAGCAAUGACAAAUCAUAGACGGUUACAGUUGCUAUUGUCAUUACUUGAAAAUUUAGUUACAUCCAAUGUCUUGCCAGCAAGACUUGUAUGUGAGUGUAUAUUAAGUUGUGACAAACUACAGUAUCAGCUAGAAGACUUUUGGGUAGAAUGUUUUGUCCUGAUCAGACAUAUUAUUGGAGGAGUUGAUUAUAAAGGUGUUAGAGAAGUAAUGAAAGGAUGCAAAGAAAAAGCGCAAACUAUUCCUGCACGAUUAAAUGCAUCUGUUCAACCACAGUUAAAAGCUUUGGAAAAUGUAAUUGAGUACAUUUUUGACCGAAAUGCUUGUUUAUUGCCAGGCUAUUUUAUUGUAAAUGAAAUUCAAAAAGCUUUUCCUGAUGGCAAAAAUUGGCCACACUGGAAAUUAGCAAAAUUACUUUCAAAUUUUGUCGAGAGUUUUCGCACCACUGCACAAAUGGUGUCUAUUGUCGGACAUUCGAAAAUGUUACCGGUUGUAGAACAUACUGGAUAUGCAGAUUUGAUUAAUCCUUGGGUACUCGAUACCACAACUCUGAAAUUUUCUUUGAAAGGAAAUUUGCCAUACGAUGAAGACUUGCUUAAACCCCAAACUGGAUUACUUAGAUAUGUUUUAGAACAACCCUAUAGUAGAGAUAUGGUGUGUUCAAUGCUUGGUUUACAGAAACAGCAAAAACAACGGUGUAUAGCUCUAGAGGAACAAUUAGUUGAGUUGGUUAUUCUUGCCAUGGAACGAGCGGAAAAUGAAACGUUACCAGCUGAAGGAACGGAUGGAACUGUUGCGAAUCAUUAUGUAUGGUUGCAUCUGUCGUCACAGCUUAUAUAUUUUGUACUUUUUUCAUAUGCCUGUUUUCCGAGUAUCGUAAUGGCAAUACACGAUAAACUAGCAGGCAGGGAUUUGAGAAAAGGGAGGGAUCACUUAAUGUGGGUCUUAUUGCAAUUUAUUUCUGGAAGUAUUCAAAGAAACCCGCUAUCAAACUUCUUGCCAGUAUUAAAAUUAUACGAUCUUCUUUAUCCAGAAAAAGAACCUUUACCUGUCCCGGAUUAUAGUCAAGCGUUGUGCACACAUCAGAUGGCUAUCACAUGUAUAUGGAUACACCUGUUGAAAAAAGCUCAGUCUGAACACUCAAAUAUUCAUAGACCAAUACCUCACACAUUGAAACUACACCACGAAUUUUUGCAACACUUAGUAAUGCCCAACACUUCUCUUUGUAUGGGUUCAGAUUAUCGAAUUGCUUUAUUGUGUAAUGCGUAUUCAACGAAUCAAGAAUAUUUUGGUAGGCCGAUGGCAGCAUUAGUUGACACCAUACUUGGUACACAGAAAGGUCAGCAACAACAACCAAUGCAGACAUUACAAAAUAAUGCUGCACUCGCAAGUGGUCCAACCACGCCGUUGUCUAUGUCCAUUUUGGAUUCGUUAACGGUUCAUUCUAAAAUGAGUCUUAUACACAGUAUUGUCACUCACGUUAUUAAGUUAGCCCAAUCUAAAAGCAGUAUGGCAUUGGCGCCAGCUCUAGUGGAAACAUACAGUAGGCUACUAGUAUACACAGAGAUCGAAAGUCUCGGUAUUAAAGGGUUCAUCAGCCAAUUACUUCCAACAGUUUUCAAGUCGCACGCAUGGGGAACAUUGUACACGCUCUUAGAAAUGUUCAGUUAUAGAAUGCAUCAUAUACAACCCCAUUACAGAGUGCAACUCUUGUCCCAUUUACACAGUCUCGCGGCAGUACCGCAGACUAAUCAGACACAGCUCCAUUUGUGUGUAGAAAGUACUGCUCUUCGUUUAAUUACUGGUUUAGGAUCUGCCGAAGUACAGCCACAAUUAUCUAGAUUUUUAUCAGAACCAAAGACCCUUGUUUCUGCGGAAUCCGAAGAAUUAAACAGAGCUUUAGUGUUAACACUGGCACGGUCUAUGCAUGUCACAGGGACAGGAUCGGAUAGUCACAGUGGAACGUGGUGUAAGGAAUUAUUGAAUACAAUAAUGCAGAAUACACCACAUUCAUGGGCGAAUCAUACUCUUCAGUGUUUCCCACCAGUUCUCAGUGAAUUUUUCCAACAAAAUAGUGUACCGAAAGAAAAUAAACAGCAGAUAAAGAAGGCAGUAGAAGAGGAGUAUAGAAACUGGGCUUCUAUGAGUAAUGAAAAUGACAUCAUUGCACACUUUUCCGUACCUGGAACACCUCCUUUGUUUUUGUGCCUUUUGUGGAAGAUGAUUUUUGAGACUGAUCGCAUUAGCCCAAUCGCAUAUAAGAUUCUAGAAAGAAUUGGUGCUCGAGCUUUAUCUGCUCAUCUCAGAAAGUUUUGUGAUUAUCUUGUAUUUGAAUUUGCAAAUAGUGUGGGUGGUCAACACGUAAACAAAUGCGUAGAUACAAUCAAUGACAUGAUCUGGAAGUAUAAUAUAGUGACCAUUGACAGACUGAUUCUUUGUCUAGUACUGAGAACUCAUGAAGGGAGCGAAGCUCAAGUGUGUUUCUUCAUCAUUCAGUUACUGUUACUGAAAGCCAUUGAAUUUCGAAAUAGGGUUCAGGAGUUCGUUAAAGAAAAUUCUCCGGAGCAUUGGAAACAGUCGAAUUGGCAUGAAAAGCAUCUUGCUUUUCAUAGAAAGUUCCCAGAAAAGUUUGCUCCUGAAGGUAUUAUGGAGCAAACUAGUGGAGGACCUAGUCAAUAUCAAAGUCUACCUGUUCAUUUCGGAAACGUGUGCUUACGAUUUUUGCCAGUUUUCGAUAUUGUUGUACAUAGAUACUUGGAAAUCGCAGCUGUAUCAAAAAGUUUAGAGACAUUAUUAGAACAUUUGGGGUGCUUGUAUAAAUUCCAUGAUCGACCUGUAACAUAUCUUUACAAUACAUUACAUUAUUAUGAACGUAAGUUGAGGGACAGACCACCACUAAAACGACGCCUAGUUUCUGCAGUUCUGGGUUCAUUGAGAGAAAUCAGAGCGCCUGGAUGGGCCCUCUCGGAAGCUUACCAAAUGUACAUGACGCGAUCAUCCGACGAUGUUGUUACGUGGAUGCCAGAAUUAGAUUACUACAUCCGUUUAGUACAACGAAUUGUAGAAACAAUGUCAGGUACAGCUCACUUCCCUGCUACUGAUUGGAGAUUUAAUGAAUUUCCAAAUCCUGCUGCACAUGCACUAUAUGUUACGUGUGUGGAACUCAUGGCUGUUCCAGUUGCUCCUAAUUUGGUUGCUAAUUCAUUACUGGAUGUGGUUGCAAAAGGAUACACAGUGAUACCGUCAGAUGAAAUUCAUUUGUGGAUAAAUUGUGUUGGGUUAUUAUUAGCUGCUUUACCAGAAUGUUAUUGGUCAGCAAUUCAUGAUCGAUUAGUGGAAACUAUUAACAGUCCAGGAUUAGCAAAUUGGCAGUAUAGUAAUUUAACACCGUUUCAAAUGUUUAAUUUCAACAAUACUCAUAAUAGUCUGUUGGAAAACAAGUAUAGUUAUAUGUUGGCAUUAGCCCACUCUGUGUGGCAUCAUGCUGGUGCUGGACAAAUAACUACCAUGCCUCAAUUCAUUAAAGAGAAACUUCAACCGGUUGUAAAUAGCGAAGAACAAUUGAUAUAUGCUUGUCAUUUAAUUGGACCAACUUUAGCAAGGUUCAAUGCCGAAAGACCAAACUGUGUAGUAGAAUUGGCGGUCCGCUUAUAUGAAAUGCUCGAACAAGUCGAUCGUCAUCAAACCCAUUUAAAAUAUAUGGAUCCAGUCUGUGAUUUAUUGUAUCACAUAAAGUAUAUGUUCGUCGGUGAUAUGAUGAAAAAUGAAGUCGAAUGUAUUAUACGAAGAUUGAGACCAUCUUUGCAAAUGCGACUACGAUUUAUUGCACAUAUAAAUAUAGAUGAAAUUCAGUCUUCCUGA
Molecule: messenger RNA, 4195 nt
Organism: Dufourea novaeangliae
Lineage: Eukaryota; Metazoa; Arthropoda; Insecta; Hymenoptera; Halictidae
Gene: MED23
Product: mediator of RNA polymerase II transcription subunit 23
Exons: 11
Coding region: 128-4195 (1355 amino acids)
Biological process (GO): regulation of transcription by RNA polymerase II; positive regulation of gene expression
Cellular component (GO): transcription regulator complex; mediator complex
Source: RefSeq, a predicted model, not a curated record